Molecule: messenger RNA, 336 nt
Organism: Meloidogyne enterolobii
Lineage: Eukaryota; Metazoa; Nematoda; Chromadorea; Rhabditida; Meloidogynidae
Source: the annotation of a GenBank genome assembly
AUGAGCAGCCUGGAUGGAAAAAUUAUUGAACACGAGGGAGUUAAAUAUUUUAAAGAGGAAGGUCAAUGGUACACGACCAUUGGUACUGAAUGGUACCAGACCCUUCCAAUUGCAGAAGACAAAGUGCCCGAUGCUGUCAAAACUCCUAAAAGACCUGAAAAAAUAAACAUUCCGACUGAAAUUCAACUUGAUGUGCUUAAAUGUCUGGACUUUAAUCAAUUAUUAUCUUUUCAAGAAACAAGUUUUUAUUUCAAAAAAUUUAUUGACAAAUACGAGAAGGAAUUGGCAAGGAAGAAAUAUGAGAAGCUUGAAAUUGUAAAUUUUUUUAUAAAUUGA